Messenger RNA from Coccidioides immitis RS, 1245 nucleotides. Its product is annotated as C-3 sterol dehydrogenase/C-4 decarboxylase. Gene Ontology annotation, biological process: steroid biosynthetic process. The transcript is spliced from 2 exons. Bases 1 to 1245 code for a protein of 414 amino acids. The record is from RefSeq and is a predicted model, not a curated record. NCBI's taxonomy places the organism in Eukaryota, Fungi, Ascomycota, Eurotiomycetes, Onygenales, Onygenaceae. Gene Ontology annotation, molecular function: 3-beta-hydroxy-Delta5-steroid dehydrogenase (NAD+) activity.
AUGGCACCCGAACGUAAGAUCGAGCUGGGCUCCGUCCUCGUUGUCGGCGGUUGCGGUUUUCUAGGCACGCAUAUUGUCGACCACCUCCUGAACUUCCCUUCUGAAGAUUCUGGCUCCACGUCUCGCAUCACCGGUGCCAACGGCGAGCCCGAUAAACGGUUCUCAUACCCCCAGCUCCGAGGCCGGUACCCGAUCUACAAGAACACGAAGGUCUCUGUUGCUGACCUGCGCACGACCAACAAUCGGCUCCCCGGCGCGGACUAUUAUGAUGCUGAUGUGCUAUCCAUCGAAUCCCUACUCGAAGUGUUCCGCGCCGUUAAGCCCGAUGUUGUGAUUGACACUGUAUCGCUUAUGCUGGAAGGGAAUAAGGAGUUGAUCUACAAUGUGAAUGUGAAUGGAACGAGGAACCUGUUAGAAGUUGCUGGAGGGAUGAGAGGAGACUGGGGUGGGAAGUGUAAAGCUUUCGUGUAUACCAGCUCUUCGUCUGUGGUGCACGAUACGACGAGCGACUUGAUACACGUUGAUGAACGAUGGCCGAAGAUUACAGGCAAGCUGCAGCAAGAGUACUAUACAGAGACCAAGGCGAUCGCCGAAGAUAUGGUUCUAGAUUUCAACGGCACCUCGCCCUCUGGCAUGCUUACGGUUGCCAUCCGCCCGGCAGGCAUUUAUGGCGAGCGUGACACCACGCUUACCUUCAAGAUGGUCGAACACGCCGCCAAGUCAUCCCAGCGGAUCCUCAACUUCCAACUCGGCGACAACAACAACCUCUUCGAUUUCACAUACGUCGGCAACAUCGCCUACUCCCACAUGCUAGCAGCCGAGCUUCUCCUCGAGACCAAGAAGCGCACUGAAGCUGGCGCAGCCGCACCCCUCGAUUACGAGCGGGUUGACGGUGAAGCCUUCAAUAUCACGAAUGACAGCCCAGUGUACUUCUGGGAUAUGGCACGGACAAUCUGGGCACUGAUGGACCGCUAUGUCGAGCCUCACCAGGUAUUUGAGUUAUCGGAGAGUACGUUGACCGUGGUCGGGGGUAUACUUGAGACGGUGUUUGGCUUGUUUGGGAAGAAACCGCGCCUGACAAGACGAGAGGUCAGAUAUUCGUGCAUGUCGAGAUACUACUCGUGCAACAAGGCCAAAGUGCGGCUGGGCUACCGGCCGAUUGUUCCUCUCGAUGAGGGCGUGGCGCGGGCAGUUGGUUAUCUUUUGGAGAAAGAUAGUAAUCUACGAGCGAAAAAGGAGUUAUAG